Molecule: messenger RNA, 4252 nt
Organism: Monodelphis domestica (gray short-tailed opossum)
Lineage: Eukaryota; Metazoa; Chordata; Mammalia; Didelphimorphia; Didelphidae
Gene: ERFE
Product: erythroferrone
Biological process (GO): positive regulation of D-glucose import across plasma membrane; negative regulation of gluconeogenesis; positive regulation of insulin receptor signaling pathway
Molecular function (GO): hormone activity
Source: RefSeq, a predicted model, not a curated record
GUAGCGAGCCGUCGGGGCCAGAAGGGGGCUCUGCGGCGCCCCCAGGGAGGAGGGUGACAUCAAGGCGGGGAAUUCAAGCUCAUUAAAAGGAGGAGAUAAGAGCCGGGGCUGACUUCCGAGAUAGGGAAGCGUCUGAAGCGGAGCCGGAGAGGUGGGGGCCGAGCGCAGGAGGAGGAGAGAGCCCCGGGCCAGGCUGCCAUUCGCCCGGGGGGCCCCCGCUUGGCCGCGAGCGAUGGACCGGAGCAAGUCGGCCGGCAGAGCGCUGGGCAGAGGGCUCCGCCCGUAGGGAGCGCUCCGAGCGCCAGCCUUCUGCAGCGCGGCGGGGAGGGCGGAGAAGGGAAGGGGCUCCUCCUGACCCUCCGCCCGGCCCCCCAAGCCGGGGCCAAUGGCCGGCGGUCCGGUGGAUUCCUCGUGCCUGGGUGCGUGCCUGGUCCUGCGUGGAGCCUCGGAGCGCGGGGGCCCCUGCUGGAGGGCGCUGGGCUCCGGGAUGGCCGCAGCUGUCCCGGGCCGCGGCUGGCUCCGGCUUCUCCUUCUGGGGCUGCUGGCGGCGGGCUCCUGCCUUGGCUCCGCGGAGCCGGAGAGAGCCGGGAGUGGCCGCGGGCUGGAGAAACAGCCUCAGCCGAAUGACCUUCCCACGGGGCCAGGAGCGAGCUCUAACGACCUGGAAGCCCCUGUCACUGAGAAGCCCCGAAGCAUUGACCCCCGGGAUGCCUGGAUGCUCUUUGUCAGACAGUCCAACAAAGGGGUCAAUGGCAAAAAGAGGAACACUGGGAAAUCAAAAAAGUACAAGCUUGGACUUCCCGGGCCUCCUGGCCCCCCCGGCCCUCAGGGGCCCCCAGGACCCCUCAUCCUCCCAGAGGAGCUCCUGAAGGAAUUCCAGCUGCUGCUCAAAGGGGCAGUGAGGCACCGGCAGAGGCUGGGCCCGGAGGCCUGCGAGGACUGCGGGGGCGGGGAAGCGGAGGCUGAGGACGAAGAGAGGCUGGCGGUCGCAGAGGAGGACGGCGUCCUGGCUCUGGUCACGGGGCCUCUAGCAGAGAGCCGCAGGCCUCACCGGGUGGAGGCCGCCUUCCGCAGCCGGGUCCGAAAGAGCGUGUCAGUGGAGCGGCGAUCCCUCCGGGAGCUGCAGUUCUAUUACGUGCCGGAAAAAGACGGGCCAUUUCAGCGGGGCCCCGGGCUUAACCUCACCAGCGGCCAGUACACGGCCCCCGUCACGGGAUUCUACACUCUCGCAGCUACCUUGUACAUCGUGCAGGGUGGGGACCAUCAGAAGAAGGGGCAGCCUCGGUCCCGGGACCGCCUCCGGGUGCUGAUCUGCAUCCAGUCUCUGUGCCAGCAUAACGUGUCUCUGGAGGCCAUCGCUGGCCUGGAGGGUGGCGGCGACCUCUUCACCGUCUCUGUGAGUGGCAGCCUGUACUUGCAGGCCGGCCAGUAUGCCUCCGUAUUCGUGGACAACGCCACGGGGUCGUCCCUCACUAUCCGCAGCGGUUCGGACUUCAGUGCCGUCUUCUUGGGGGUCUGAAUUCAUGAAUGCUUGGGUGACUCGGGCAGGCGUCUCCAUGUCCCUCUUUUUCACUGUAAGCUGAAGUAAUAACAGAGAAAGCUUUCUUGGGGAAGGGAGUGCCAGAGGGCCCAAGUGCCACAUUUUCUGACCUCUCUCCAAGAUGGCGGCCAUGCCUCACGUCUUCUACAAGAUGGAGCAUGGGGGGGUUGAACUGGAUACUCCGAGAAGGAUAGAAAAACGAGGGCUCUACAAAGACUAGAAAACAGGAAGUGUGCAGAUGGUGCAAGUGUGUUUGUAUAGCAUUUGUCAUGAAAAAAAUUCUUGAACCACCUUACCGGAAACUUGGCAUAUAUUGAUUUCUGGUCUACGCAGGCCUUCUGACUUCCGUCGAUUCCCCCUCUUGUCCCAAGAGUGGAUGGGUUCUGGCUGUGCUGCCCAAUGGCCUGCCUCCAAAUGCCUCAGAGCUGCGCUCUGCUCACUUAACCGCAGAACUUCAUCAAGAGGGACCUGGGGCCAUGCAGGGAAGGGUUCUGUCUCAGUGAAAAGAUGCAGGACAAACAGCCACUCACCCCGCCUGAACCAGCCGUCAUCCCCUGGGGAAGAUGGUGCAGUUGGUUGGUGGUGGGGCCUCCGGGUGAAGGGGAAGAAGCUUCAGGUCUCCGUUGCACGCUGUUCUCCAGAGCACUGGUCCUGCCUGCUGCCAUCAAAUGCAGUAACGGGGCUCUGCUCCUUCUUAGGCCCUGCUCAUGUCUGGGGUCUGUUUGUGGCACCCACCAGGAUGGCUGGUGGCCCUCACGGUUAAAGUGAGAGUGGACUCCAGGCAGGCCGGCACCCCAAACCAUAGGCACAGGGGCAGAGAGGGGUCCUGGUCCGAGGGGUCUUCAGGCAUCACCUGUGUCUGGAGCCCAUGGAGUCAGUUUACGAACUGUAUCAUCCCCAAGAGUCCAACUUCCGGCUGUCACUGAGUUCAUCAGAUGGUUAAAACUCUUCAGCAAGUGGAAAGAUGCCCGUUAUGGGGCUCGAUAGCCUUGGCUUCAUCCAUCAGCUGGGAGGAGACUUCUUCUAAAAACUGGACUUGGGUUUGAACCCUUGGAUACAGGUGUAAGGCUUCCUCCUGAAUCACCCAGAUCCCCAUCCGGCUCUUCCUCUUUUGCUUUGUCAGCCUGGAACCUACCAACGGGAAACGUUUCUCCAUCCAACCCACCACGGAUGGAAAUUUGGACCCAAGGCUGAGGGUAGAUGGAAGAGGGAGACAAUAGAUCGCUGAUGUAGAAGGGCUGGAAGGGAUCUGGGAGGCCAUCUCGUCUAGGCCUAAAGAAGUGACUGUGGCUAGUAAGCCCAGUCAGCGGCCAACCCCGUAAGCAGUGGGCUGUCCAGCAGAACCUGGCAGUUUCCCAUGUGGAUUGGUCCCUGCUCUGAAGAGCUUGGCCUUUCUAAUGCCAGUGGACAACUCCACUUCUCACCAUGAAAAACACCCACAAUGGCGUUCCUCAAUCGGAAUCCCCUCUCAGGUCUAGCUGGUCCUAACCCAGAAGAAUAUGAGUCAAGGUACCGCUCCGCCUCCAAACAGCUCCCCUGCCCGAGCUCGGGGAUGCCUAAGACGGUGGGUGGCCCCGAGUGGACCAGUGGGGCUGCUUAGGCAGCAUCUGAAUCCUCCCUCCUCCCUCCCCUCACAAGGGCCUAAGAAGGCAGAUGUGAUAGGCAGCUGAAGUACAGAGACCCUGAUUUCUCAGUAAAACGCGUACCCACCCUACCUAGAAAGGGUAACAGGCAAUGAAAAAGCCCUUUUCCUCUGAUAAGGUGGCAAGGAGGCCAAACCCCUCCUUAGAGCGAAUCUAUGCCCAACAGAAACACAUCAAACAGCGAAGACUCUCCAAACACUGACUUCACUCUCGACCCGCUCGUAGCGUUACGUUUUAUGGAAAUACACGGAUUGUCCCAUGUCAUUACAUGGAUGAUCAGCCAUGGGAUGGCUCCCGUGUGGCUGUGGGAAUGAGCACUGGAGCGCUAGAGGUGGAAAGGCAAGGGAAGCGGAGGAAGGCGGGAGAUUUACAAGCCAGGGCCUCCUCCAGUGCCGAAUGAUGCUGGAGGCAGAUGAUGGCAGAGCCCGAGUCUAAAUCCCUCAUUUCUGACUGCCUCGAGCCCAACGCCAACAGGGAUCUGCUCCAGGACGAUGAAACAAGGCCAAGCUCUUAGUCAGCCCUUAGUCAGCAGGGCUCAUGGUCUCGGGCAUCAGACACGGGACAGGGACCCAGAGAGAGAAGGGAGGGACAAGAAGAGUCCCACAAAGGGCUUUUAGCUGAGGUGACCAGGCUACGAGGCAGCUAAGCCGGAAGCAUGGGAAGAGGUGGGGACAGGAGGUGGGUCCUCUCCUGGUACACCCUGGACUCCCAGUGACUGCACAAGCCACUGAACUGCCCAGAUGUUCCUGUUUUUCUCACCAGCAGGCAUGUGUCUCCCUUUCUUUGGAGCCUAACUACAGGGCUUCCUCCAUCCAGAACUGUUGGGACAUUUUCCUGGAGCAAGACCAUUCAUCCUGCAAGGACUUUUCUAAACCCAAGCCCAGGACUUAAACAUUUUAAUCUUGUACAAUAUUCUGACAUUCUUUCUGUCAACUGCACUGGCUUUCUGUGCCAGCUUUGUGCCAUCUGCAAACUCAUUGAACUUGCUCUCUCUGCCUUUACUAGUUACUAAUAAAAAAGAGGCAGGGCCUGACACUAGAAACCUGACCGACAGCAGGCCAUUCACCAA